AUAUAAUGUCAUUGUACACCAUGUGCACAGCUAGCUAGGAAUAUUCCAUGACGUGCUCUCUAUUGUCAUUGACGUGUAAUGGUGUAUGGCCAGGGUCGCCUUUCUCCGGCAUCAGCUUUGAGUUUGAGCUACCCAAGCAGGAUCGGAAGGUAACAAUCGUCACGUAGAACCACGCCGUUACAUUAUACCAUCGUUUUAGUUCGUAGUCCACUGCAUUCAGUGUUUGUUUGUGCAUUGCACAGCGUAUGGCAUGCUGCAAGUAGUAGAUGGCUGGCUCUGCAUUGGUACGAUCAACAAGCAAGUGUGUCCGCCUUCUUCGUCUUUGGAAACUGACCGCCACUGUGUGGAUGUUCUCUCGCAGCUUUGCUUGAACUAAUUACGUACACAAAACAGCACUGUAGGGCUGUGCUCAAGUCAGUUUUCUUUGUCGUGGAAGUUAGCAAGGCAGCAUUGGAGGAUAUCUCUCAAUUUGUUCAACAGGUGUAACUGGAAGUUUCCACAGGGAAAAGGUGAAGCUGCUGAUGAGCUAUCGUCUUCUGGCCUAGUGGAAGUCGACGAUAAAACAAUGGAAGGGUGGUAUCACGACUGCAGCUUGAAUGCACUAGUACCACUAGUGCCUCCUGUCUGCGUGUGGACCGUGAGUGAUGGUGAUAGUAGUAAAGGCAGCCGGUCUAGUGUGAGCAGUAUGGCCAGGCACAGUUGUGUGCAUAACCGUGUUGAAGCCCCGUGCAGUGUGGCAGAGAAAAGCCAGCAGACAGACCUUAUUAAACGCUGUUGUAAUGCCACUGGUACUACUGGUUACACACAAGUUUUGCAGCCCGGUGAUGAUUGGUCUCGCUCACCAGUCGUCGCGCAGUUGGAAUCAGCGACAGGAGAUUCAAAUUCUGAUCGGUGCACGGCUAGCGCUUACGUGCAGCCUGCGCCCGUGUCUGAGGAUCUCCCUUCGUUAGAUCGGCAGCUGCCGGGCGGCCGCGGGUGCGAAACACCAAAUAUGGUUAUGCAGUCUCCAAGUGCGGAAUGUCGCCGUGACGACGGCAACGGCGAAGAUGGAGAUGAUGCUACGAGCCCUCACUGGCCUCAGCCGGCGCAAGACUGUGCGCUUCCUCAUCUUUCAGAACUACUACGUCGGGGAGAAGCAGCCCCCGAUCGUGCGAGCCACACCACAACACUUCUUCAGUCACACAUGGACAGCUGCCAAAAGAGCAUUGCGACUGGCGCUUCUGACACACAGGCCUUUGCUAGGUUUGAUGAACAACUCAACUCCUUUCCACCGAACGGCGUGCCUGCGGAAGGGUGUGCUUCCAGCGCCGUGCAAGAGCCACGUCUGCACAGUGACCCACCAUUGUUACAACGGCCCACUGAUUUGGACACACUGAGGGAAGGAGGAGAACCGACGCAGCGCGAUGUUACUGCUCUAAAAGGAGAUUACCUGCUAUCGUUUUCGCCUUCAUCUAUUGAAGAAAUGUUCCCGGACACACCACCAGCGACCGCCCCCACCAAUGCCACCGCAGCAGUAACAACAUCAGACUGUAACAGUGCGUGUAGUGAUUCCGACGUCAUUGAGGUGACCUCUGUACGCUCUGUGACACCUACGUGUAUCGACGCCGAUUCCAAUACUUCCACGUCACAAGUGGUGGACCUCACCGUCUCUUCGGUACAUAUAGACACUUCACCGGAUGUUGUGGCGCUUGAUGAUUUGGAGUCGCCGUCCUCACCUGUUGUAGUAGGCGACGACGUCAUUGAUAUCACCAGCCCAACACUUGCUGCUCGACCAUUGAAGAGAAAGCGAUUGGAACACGUGGCAGACUCCAGUUUGAGCGACCAGAAGACUAUUGCCGUUGAUGACCCGUCACCUGAGAGCAGCGACAUCGACGAUCUACCUGUGAUGGACUUUGUGAGGAAAGCGGGAGCUGCAAAAGCACGACGGCGUCCGGAAGAAAGCUCUCCUGUGGUGGCAACGAGCAGUAUGACCGGGCCGGAUAUUGGUCAAGCAUUCAACUUCGACUUCCCAAUCCCUACAUCUGUACACCAUCAUCAUCAACAGCAGCAGCAGCAACAACAACAACACCAUCCCUUAUUGGCCACAGGCCAUCGUGAGAAUACUGGUUCGACACAGCAACAACAACAACAACAAGAGAUGCGUGCUCCACAGCACGUGUUUGAAGGCGUGGCUGUGGAUGAACCAGGCCCAGUGUCGGCGGGGUUUGCACGACAACGCUCGGCUGUGCCGUCGUUGUCGCAGGCUCCCAGUCCUGUGCUUGACUAUACGCAAGACCUGUCUUCGUCUGAUGUUGCUGCCACUGGCCCUACUGCUGCCAGCACUGCUUCUAAUGCUACCAGGUGCAUUUCUGCGUCUUCUCAUCUAUUACGUCCAGCUACUUUAUCAGUACUCUGUGCACAAGUGGAGCAGCAAGAGCAGCAGCUGCUGCAGUAUCUGCAGGCGGAAUUUUCAGGGCAGCAGCAGCGGGAACAUUCCGAGCAGCGGCUGCUGAAGAUGCGACAAGAUAUGCAGGUGAGGGAUCAGCAACAACCACAACAACAGCAACAACAACAACAACAGCAACAGCAACAACAACAACAACAGCAACAACAACAACAACAACAGCAACAACAACAACAACAGCAACAACAACAACAACAAGGUGGACUCCAACUAGAUGACUACUCACUGGUGCCUUGCGGUCAGUUUUCAGCAUCCAGCCCCAGCAAUGCUUCACGUGCCCAUCUGGACAUGGGUUUAACUGGCCCCAGCAAUGCUUCACGUGCCCAUCCGGGCAUGGAUUUAACUGCCCCUCCUCCUCCUUUGCUGCGGUCGUCACUUUCAGGUUCUUCUCUGGGUGGAUCCCGCAGCCAUGCACCACAACACCUCAACUCUUCUCCUAUUGCACAGCUCACACAUCCGGAUGCCAGGCACAAUCAGCUAGGGCAACCUGUUGCUACUUCACCCAGCCAGGCAUCACACAAUCAACUCAUGCAAGGCGCAUUUGGUGGCAAUGAUCUGGCUGUCACUGCUGCUGCUGCUGCAAACCGUUCUUUGUUCAGCCAGCCGGCCCAGGCUGCAUCUGCAGCAAGCCCGAUGGGUUUGCAUCUGGGCUUGGCAUCGGGGGCUUCUCCUAUGAAUGCCACAAGCAAUGUCAGUCGCCGGGGGAGUCCCCUGGCUCCAGGCAGGCUCUUCAGCGGCCAAUAUCAGCGACUGAACUCCCGAAUUCCAGACUUGCCAGAGGUGUUGCAGGGCAGUUCAAACCCGCAGCAAUCAAUUUCACAGCCCCGGGACCACUCGCAGUCGCACUCUCUCCAGCAACUGCAUCAGCUACAGCAACAGUAUUCCGCCUCCUCCACCACUAGACCUGUCCUGUCUUACCAGUCAAACAGACUUCAUCAUCCUGUGGAAGCAGUCGACUCAGAACCACGCAUGCAACAUCACCAACAGCAGCAGCAACAGCAGUGGCGGCAACAGCAGCAGCAGCAGCAGCAGCAGCCGCCAUAUCACCUUGACCCAGUGGUGCCGCUCCAUAGCUUGCAUCCUGAAGUUGUAUCAUCCGUAAGUAGUUCUUCUGCGGAGCACAAUGCAGCUUCCCAUGACGUUAAUGCUGUUCCACUAGAGCCUGAGCCUGAGCAAGCAUCGGUACCAGAGCGGGACACGUCCCCGGUAGCACCACAAGCGCAAGGUAGCGCAGCAUCGUCGGAUGCGACCAGUUGUUCUAUCUGUCUCGAAGAACUGACAGAUAUCAAAAGGACUGGAGUGUCAAUCAUGACCCUAAUCUGUGGACAUCUGUUCUGCGAACCAUGUAUAGCCAGCGCCAUCAAGAGGAAACCCGGUAUAUGCCCCUUCUGCGCGGGUAAAGUGUCCAAGAAAUCCCCCUACCACCGGAUCUUCAUGUAGACGUGGUGUGCGCAGCAGGAGGUUGCUCGCCAUAAUAUGACCUAACAUGCUGCGUGUCGUGAGCGCAGGUCCCUCGUCAAAAUGAAACCGAACAUGCUGACCUUCUUUUUAAAAACAGUUCUAGAGCAGAUACGCUAACCAGUAGACAAGGCUUAAGGUUCAUGUGUGGUGGUGGGUAUAGAGCAGAGGACAAUUGUAUCGGUAGUCAAGUGCACGCGGCAGGGCUAGUUUCAUUGCCAGUUGCAUUGCCAGUUGCAUUGCCAGUUGGUGAUAUUGUGUAGAACAUUCAUACUAUUACUUCUGAGCAUCAGUGCCGCUGUAGAGAAUAGGAACAAGCUGAGCACGAACUCUUUGUGUGUCGUAGUCCCCUCCCCCAUGAACUCUUUGACUUUGUGUGUCGUAGCCCCCUCCCCCAUGAACUCUUUAUGUGUCAUAAUCCCCCCCCCCCCCCUCCCCCGCAUCCAAUCAUGAAAUUUAACACAAAAUCUGGUGUGUGAUAAAACUGAUCAUGAAAUGAUUGGUCGACCGCCUUUUCAUCCUACCAUGCUAGUAGUCUACCCUGUUACUGCAGUGUAGAUUUACUGUUCUGUGCUGGCGCUGCACCUAGCCUAGCCCCCCAGCCUUGUGUCUUGAAGCGAUAUCAUUAGACCCAGCGCAAUCCAUUCUAUCUUGGGUGUUCAAUCUUCACACUUUUUCUCUUUUCCAUAUCUUCAGAAUACUCCCAGUUUUAACUAACAUCUGUCAUCUGUCCUACUACCCCCCCCCCCCCCCAUUCACAUUCACAUCUGUCCUACUCGCUGUUAUACAACUCUGCAGCCCUGCUUUAUCUCCAUCUGUCCUAUUUCCCAAUUAGACCUUUCAGUUUGUGCCAGUAUACCUUCCGAUCCCUUUAAUCUGGGGAACAUUAUGCCUUUUAUUCUUUUUACAUGUUCUCCUGAUGAAUCUGGGGAACAUUCUGCCUUUUAUUCCCGUAGCUAUGCAGACCCUGGCGCUAGCCAGGGUCCACACAGCUUUAAUUCCCGUAGCUAUGUAGAAGACGUUACUUCAGUAACGUCUGGCGCUAGCCAGGGUCCACACAGCUUUAA
Molecule: messenger RNA, 4968 nt
Organism: Sycon ciliatum
Lineage: Eukaryota; Metazoa; Porifera; Calcarea; Leucosolenida; Sycettidae
Product: putative mediator of RNA polymerase II transcription subunit 12
Exons: 7
Coding region: 566-3883 (1105 amino acids)
Molecular function (GO): metal ion binding
Source: RefSeq, a predicted model, not a curated record